UGCGCUCACGCCCAGCCGCCCCGUUACCAGGCAACCGGCUGCCUAGCGGCUGAGCCGGAUGUGUGGAGGAGGCAGUUGGGAGAGAUCUUGAGCAGCAGACAUGAGCCCCGAAAGGCAUCCUGAGGCAGAGGACGAGGUUGACUGUGUUCUCCAGUCGGCAGCGAAGAUCCUCAGUUCCUCGGAGGGAAUAUGGGAAGGAGGUGGCAGUGAACCAGUAUAUGGCUGCAUAUCAGAAUCACAAAAUCAAAUCCAACCGCAAUCAGCACUGAAAGUCCUUCAGCAUCAGUUGGAAUCAUUUCAGGCUCUGCGAAUGCAGACUUUGCAGAAUGUCAGUAUGGUACAAUCUGAAAUCAGUGAAAUACUGAACAAAAGUAUCAUUGAAGUAGAAAACCCACAGUUUGUCUUGGAAAAAAAUCUAGCAUUCAGCUCACACCCUGAGAAGGAUUUGGCAGAAUGGACUGACAGAGGUGAAAGGAAGAAAAUCCCUAGCCUGAAGAGCUUGCAAGACCCUACAGGGAAGCAAGAAGACACUUCUGUGGAAAAAGUUCAUCACUUUGAGGAUUUCAGAACUCACAAUUCAAUGGAAGAAAAAUUCAGUGGCAACAGUGUUCACAGUCUCUCUCCAAGUGUAAACAGCCCAUCUCAGCUGCAUCCCGAGGCCACGCAAACUCUGAGAAGCUCAAAGGAUAAUUCAGCCUCCAGCAUAAUUGUGAAUCCUUCUGAACAUUCUGACACGUUGAAGAAUUACAACAACCUUCAAAAUGUUUUACCUGCUGUGGCUCAAAAUGUGAAAUAUUACGCUGACCCGGGAAUUCUGAGUAAAUCCACAACUCAUGCUGACCCGGGAAGUCUAAGCAAAUCCACAAUUACUGUGCCUUUUCUCAACAAUAGAUUUUGUGAAAAUCUAGAUGAUAUCUGCAGCUCUAUCAAACAAAUGAAGGAAGAGCUUCAAAAGUCACACAACAGGGAACUUGCUCUUACAAAUGAACUUCAAAUAUUAAAAACUGAUACAAAUGUGCAAAGUAGUGGUAACUAUAACCUGUCUCCCAUACAUAAAGAAAGAAUUAACUUUAUUAAGGAAGAACACAUAGGAAGUCAUUUAAAUGAUGACAUAAAAUCAAAGAGAAUUUUAGAAUUAGAGGCAGUAGUCAGCAAAUUACUACCAUUCAGGGAAACAGUAUCAAAACUCCACUUGAACUUCUGUAGGAAAUGUAAAAAAUUAUCUAAAAGUGAUAUCCACAGGGGGAAGAAGAGUGAGAAAAACAAAAAAGAAAUUCCCAUCAAUGGCAAGAACAUUACAGAUUUAAAAUAUCAUUCCAGGGUUCCGAGGUAUACCCUGUCAUUCCUCGACCAAAUGAAACAUGAAGUGGAAGACAAGGAAGUGCAACCAUUUGCAGUACAACAGGGACCAAUAAUAGUUGAAAAUGAGAAAACAUCCAAAAUUAAUUCUGUUACACAGCAAUGUGUUGCAAAAAUCCAAUACUUACAGAAUUACUUAAAGGAAUCUAUGCAGAUACAGAAAAAAGUAACAGAACUGGAGAAAGAAAAUCUAACCCUGAAGACCAAAAUUAAACCUCUGGUUUUUACCACCCAAUCUCUGAUACAAAAAGUUGAAACAUAUGAAAAGCAAAUAAAGAAUUUAGUUGAGGAAAACGGUGUUUUUCAGUCCAAGUUAGUUAAAACAGAAGAGGACAACCAAGAAUGUCUUAAAGAAUUAAAAAAAGUAAUUAGUAGAUAUAACAUUCUUCAAGACCAAAACCAAACUCUGGAGGAGAAAAACAGUCAACUUUCUAUAGAGAAGCAACAAAUGGUAGAAGCACUGGAUCAACUCAAAAGCAGGGAUCAUAAAACUCAAAAUGAUAUGGCCAUUGUCAGUAACGAAAAUAAUCGAAUGAGCAUAGAGUUGGAAGCAAUGAAAACAAACAUUCUAUUGAAACAAGAUGAAAAAGAGAUGUUAGAGAAAAAAACAUUGCAGCUUCUUAAGGAAAAAAGCUCUCUUGAAAAUGAACUGAAAGAAAACAAACUAGAGGUCAUACAGCUACAAGAGAAAGAAAGACUGGCAAAAACAGAGAAAGAGACGCUUCUACAAAUUCUAGAAACAAUUAAAAAUGAAAAACUGGAUCUUGAAACCACAUUAAAAGAAUCUACUACUGCUAGAAAAAUGAUGGAAAGAGAACUUGAGAAUAUGCAGACUUACCAAUCCACUGCAAAAGAGAAUUUUCUGCAAGAAAUCAAAACCGCAAAAUCAGAAGCAAGCAUAUAUAAGAAUAGUUUGUCAGAAGUUGGCAAGGAAUGCGAAAUGUUAUCAAAAAUGGUCAUGGAAAUAAAGGCAGAUAAUCAGAUUCUAAAAGAAGAACUAAAGAAACACAGUCAAGAAAAUCUAAAAUUUGAAAACAGUAUUAGUAGGCUUACCGAAGACAAAAUACUUUUGGAAAACUAUGUGAGAAGCGUCGAAAAUGAAAGAGAUACCUUGGAAUUUGAGAAGCGGAAUCUUCAGCGAGAAUAUAUAAGCUUAAGUGAUAAAAUCUCUGGUAAGCAUAAUGGCACAGCAAAAUCAGUUUACAUUUCAAAAAGAGAGAAAUUUCAUUUUGACAACUACAACACUUAUGAAGAUACUUCUAGUCUUAGGAAUAGGCCUUUAGAUCCUGAUAUGAAAGGAAUUCCAAGUAAACUCUAUCCACUGCUUCCAUCCAAGAUAUGUAAAUAAACUUCUAAAA
This is a messenger RNA of Ochotona princeps (American pika), 2717 nucleotides long. RefSeq names its product coiled-coil domain containing 110 (gene CCDC110). The transcript is spliced from 8 exons. The coding region runs from base 101 to 2707 and encodes 868 amino acids. Gene Ontology annotation, cellular component: cytoskeleton. Lineage: Eukaryota; Metazoa; Chordata; Mammalia; Lagomorpha; Ochotonidae. The record is from RefSeq and is a predicted model, not a curated record.